CCAAGAUGGCUGCCGUAGCAAGACCAAGAGCUGCCAAGCAGCAAAGCGAGACCGGGCUGCUGAUGUCCGUUAUCCGGACGCUGUCUGCCAGUGAGGAUUUUGAGCAGCGUGAGGUGGAGAAACAACGGCUGGAAAAAGCCUUCAAAGAAUGUGACUCAAAGUUAGACAAACUUGUGGAAGAAAACUAUGAUGACUUGACAGCAACAGUGAACCAUUUCAGCACCAUCUCAACAAGUAUCCACACCUGUCGAGAGAGGAUGCAGGCCGUCCGACAGAACCUGAAGUCGUGUAAGAGCCUCCUGCGCUGCAAACGUGAUGAGCUGCGGAAACUGUGGAUCGAGGGGAUCGAACACAAACAGAUCCUGUCACUGCUGCAACAGAUUGAGAAUGUGAAGCAGACCCCAGAGAAGCUGGAUGAGUACAUGGCUAAGAAACAUUACCUGCACGCUACGGAACUACUGGUGUCGGCAGUUGCUUCCCUGGAAGGAACCCUCUGUGGUGUCGAGGCCCUCAGGGAUGUCAGAGCAGAACUGCAGAACAAGAAAGAGCAAAUGCACGAGGUUCUAAUCGAGGAGCUGCAUCGUCACCUGUACAUCCGCUCCACUGCACAAGUCAACAAACCUCUGCGCAGACAGGGGUCCAUCAAGGGCACGGCCAACCGGGACGUCUCUCCCAGUCCGGGCAGGAAACUGCUGCAACAAGUCCUAGCCGAGGGGAUUGCAUCCACCCCAGGGUCUAAGGGACACAAGAGAGGACACUCAAGGUCUCGGAGUCUGGACUACAUGUCUCCGGGUGUGUCCGCCGGUGACGACGACCCUGCCCAGGUUCAGGAGAACAUGGAGGGUGACCCUGAGGCAGACAGUGUACAGUUCAUGUCUGUCCUGGUCGAGUCACUCUCCAUCCUGCAGAAAAUACCAGAAACAGUGGAGGCUAUCAAGAGCCGUAUGGAGAAGGAGAUGACACUGAUCGUACACAGGACAACAGCUCAAGUACUGGACAAUGCUGAGCAGAGAGGAGAAACAGCCACCCAGCAGAACCAGCCCCGGCUCCUGCUGGAACUGUUUGAGCUCCUGUUUGAAAAGUUCCGCUGCGUGGCACAGGCCCACGACGCAGUCCUGCUGUUCCUGCAGCGCAUCAGCAACUCUGCCUCUCAUGGACAAGCUGAGUUUGAGCUGUAUGGAAGGGAAGAUGUGUGGUCUAGGAUACAGGCUGUGCUGCAGCUGGUGCUGAACGACUACCUGGAUGUGAAGAACACAGCGUCUGCCUCACAGAACCAGGUGCCGUCUGCCUACACAGAUGCAGCAGUUGAUAUCAGCACAUAUUUCACCAAAAAGAGACACCAGAAAGUAAGGAAGUACCCUCUGUUCAAGUUUGAGAUGUCGUCUCAUGCCAUCAGUAUGAACAACUACCUUCGAGAACAGAAGAGAAAGAAAGGAGGGCUGGGUGAGCCAGACCUGCUUGAGAAUGGGACAGAGGUUCAGUAUGUGUGUGAACCUGGUGCCAAGAACAUCACGGUCAUUUUCAACACCCUGCAGAGGUUUGUGAUGGAGAUUGAGGUGACACUGCAGUACUCAUCAGGUGCUCAUUGCCAGCUGCAUGACUUCCUGACUGACUACAUCAAGACAAUUUUCCUGGGCCAAGUUCACAUGGACGUCAACAAGAACAUACAACAAGCCAGCAGGGGUGCAGAGGCCUUAAAACUGUUGACGGACGCUCAAACAAUGAAAAAUAUGGGGCUACAGAGACCACUGCUUCAGAGCACCAUAACAGUGGAGCGCUGUCUGUCUGAGCUGCGUGAGCUCAUGUACGCCCUGCCCGCCUACUCUGACCACUUCCUGUCCAUGAUCUGUAAGAUGUUACAGGACUACAAGGACAUGUGCCAGGCUGCUUACAGAGGAGUUGUGCAGCGAGGUUCGGAGGAGCAGCGGAUCAUCAGCGCCACCUGGGCGAAGGACGAGGACAUCAGCCGGCUGCUGCGCUCGCUGCCCAACUGGCAGAACCUGGAGAACAGGCGGGCGCGCAAGGACGACGAGGCAGAGAACCCGGAGGCCGUCAGGGCCAGGAACACCAAGCAGAGGGACAGGACAGAGGAGAGAAUUGCCACCAUGUGGAACAACAAGGAGUCUGACCUGCUGACUAACAAUCUUGGCGACUCCCUCAUACCAAAGUACGAGGUACUGCAGGAUGUGAAUGACCUCAGGGUGCUGGCAAAUCUGCACGAGAGUUUGGAGUGGUUUGCAGGGCGGAUCCGUACCUUUAACAGCACCCUGCCGCUGGCCUCCCCUGCCAUGGGCCUGAGUCCUGCCAGCACAGACUCCAACCCUUCUGACCUGCAGCCUGUAUCUCCUGCCACACUAGCGUCGUUGACCUCUCUGGCCCGUGAGUUCCAGGAUCUGGCCGAGACGUGCUUGCUGGUUCUCCAUCUGGAAGUCCGAGUCCACUGUUUCUUCUUCCUCCUGCCCAUGGCAAAGCAGAGUAACUACAGUGGGAACCUGGAGAGCACAGACCCUGAUCCACUGGUGGUCAAACUCAACAAAGACUUGAGCAGCAUUGAGGAAUCUCUCACAACUUCACUCAACACACACAAGUUCAGGUACAUAUUUGAAGGCCUGGGUCACCAGAUGUCGUCCAUCCUUGUCAACAGUACUCAGUACUUCAACCGUAUCAGCCACUCUGGCAUCAAGAAAAUGUGCAGGAACAUCUUUGCUCUCCAACAGAACCUGACUAACAUCACCAUGUCCAGAGAAGUGGACCUGGAUCACGCUCGGCAGUACUACGAGAUGCUCUACAUGACUGUGGAGGAGAUAUUGAACAGCCUAGUUGAGCAGGGGGUACACUUUACAGAGCUGGAGUACGUCAACGCGCUGAACCUGCUCCAGCGCAGCACGCCCGGGACGGACAGCAAGGCCCACGCCGCACGGCUGUGGCGACUCAAGGAGAUCAUGGCACAGAAAGUCGGGAACCAGAACGCAGAGAUGACAGAAAUAUGAUGGGAGAAUCAAAUCUGCUGAGACUUAGACUUAGGGGCUGUGCUCCCAAAGCAUGAGUGUUCAAGCAAGUUUGGUCAACACCCAGUCUCUUUACACCCAGUCUCUCCAAUUCAGACUUGCUUUUUGUAGGAGAAUCAAAUCUGCUUAGACUUAGACUUGGGCUUCCAACACAUGAGGCACUCCAUACCAGCAGGUUCAGUCAACAGUUCUCUUGACAUCCCUCCAGUACAGAUUUACUGUUGGCAGGUCCCUUGACAAUCAAUUGAAAUGUAGCCAUAGCUGACAUGCCUAGCAUGUGUAAAUAACCAUUGAAAGACACAUGUCAAGUAAACACACAGAUGCACUAAAAACAAACCUCCGUACAUGUUAAUGAGCAGAAGGGUCCAGUUUGUCCUGCCUGUAAAUGUACAAUGAAAUAAUAUGCCAAUUUUGGAGGCACAGCACAAACUGUAAGAUGGUUAAAAGCCUUUCAUUGGAGCAGAAAAGGUAUGGAAAGUAUCUAAUGGAGGAGGGUACAUGUACAUCAGAAAUAGAUAAGUGCAAUUGAAUGAUCUAUAACCAUACUAUUAUUAUAAUGUACAUGUAAGCUGUACAUUGUGUUAUUGUGUAACAGCAAUGGAUAGAAAUCCAACUUGUAUUUAAAUUCAAAAAGAUAAAUGAAUAAAGAAAAACAUGACCAGAAAGUCAAGAAAAUGUGUUGAAAAUGUCCAGGUAACAGUUACGCAAGCAACUGGAUAGAUGAAAAUGGUAUUAGUCUUGAAAAUGUCAUUAGUCUGAAAAUUGAAUGCAAGCUUAUAGAAGGCAGUGGUGACUUGUAGUAUGCACAAAAUGAUAUAACUGAGUCUGGAAUCAGUUGAAAUAAUUCAGAAUCUGUAACAAUUUUAUACCCUCCCCCAUACAUGUUUUACGUACAGUUUAUUCAUAGGAAUUGGAUGCGAAGGGCAUUCAGUAUAUUGUGAUAUGUACAUUGUAAUGUAUAAAAUAUUUAACAGGCUUUUUAUAGAAUAAAUGCCCAAACAGA
Messenger RNA from Branchiostoma belcheri (Belcher's lancelet), 4011 nucleotides. Its product is annotated as exocyst complex component 4-like. Gene Ontology annotation, cellular component: synapse; growth cone membrane; exocyst. NCBI's taxonomy places the organism in Eukaryota, Metazoa, Chordata, Leptocardii, Amphioxiformes, Branchiostomatidae. The coding region runs from base 6 to 2990 and encodes 994 amino acids. Gene Ontology annotation, biological process: Golgi to plasma membrane transport; exocytosis; chemical synaptic transmission. The transcript is spliced from 32 exons. The record is from RefSeq and is a predicted model, not a curated record.